GAUAGAUAGGAACAGAUUUAGAAAAAGAAACCAAUACAGUCGGAGGCACUGACACUUUGCAUCUGUGUUGCCACCAUGUUUGCAAUUGAAAGAAGUCAGUGGAAGGAACAGGCACUACGAAAAAAUGACCAUUUUAAUUUUCUCAAAUACCUAUCUCUGGGUAGAGGUAGGAUGACACAACCAAUAGUAAAGCAGCCUAAAUUCAGGAUGUCCGGGACCUGAACCUAACAGCAGUGUCCCAGUUUUGACUACUAGGUGAGUUUCACAGAGGUCAGUGAAACCAGCUUCUCCACACUGCUGGAGUUGAAUUAGCCCUCCAUUUAUUCAAUACACUCAGGAGGUCUAUGGCUUGUAAGCGUAUCUGGUUCAAGGUGAAGAAACAUAACAGAAGGUAUUACACUUUGAAAACAAUACAGUGAGAAAUUGCUUCCUGUUUGUAUUCAAAGUGAUCCAGCUAACCUUGUGGCAAUGGGCCAGGCACAAAACAGGACCAUCUACCUUGGCAACAGAUCCAUCCUUUAGAAAUUUCUCUUUGCUUUGUGGCACAGCUGAAGCACACUCUAUGGAUUAGAGCAGCCCUAAAGGCUUCUGAGUCUCCUACAAGACAGUCACAAGUUGCCUUCUUUUUCCCCCCACAAAUGACAAUUAUUACUUAAAUGGAUUUGCCUUAACGUUGCAGCUGUAAAUACUAGUGCCAUGACAAAUAAGAGCAGACACUAACUGAUGUGACAGGAGGUACAUUAGGACCCACACGGAGUUACUUUGCACAGAAAUGCCCCAUUCUGACAUUCACAGUGAGCUUCCUGUGCAGAAAUGACUCUGCAGUACACGCUCAGAGAGCACCCCCUUCUGGGGGCAGCACUGAAAGCUGAUCUCUUCAAAUGCAGAAAACAUCUCCUACGGAACAUCUACUGAAAGAUGGAUGCACACCAGAGGGGGUGGCUGAACACAGAGAUAAGCACUGCAGACAAUAAACACUGAAGCACUUCCUAAAUUUGCAGCCAGUAACUUGUAAACCUCUCCAUCAACCCCCCCUCCAACAGCAUUUGACAUAAAUUCUCAACGUGGGAUUAUAGCCUAUGAUGAAUACUACAGAUCACCUCCUAAAAUGGGGAAAGCAGCCCACCUCUCCAUAUAUUAUUACCUUAACCCUGAAAGAGUGAAAAGGUUUUUCAAAGAUAAGCCAGAUAUUUAACUACCACUUAACUCCACAGUUGAAAUGUCUUCUUAUGCCUGGGCUAUGAGGCAAUGGUUAUCAGUUGAUUCAUUUCUACCCCAAAAGUUCAAUUUCUCUGGCUACACUUUGUUAUUCUGCUUCAGCCAACAGCAAGAUGCCAGCUGUGCCUCUUGUAUUUCUCAAAAUCCCAGAUUUUCUUCUUCUAAGGCUGUCCUACAGGUAUUUACAGGGCAGUGGAAAUGUUUGGCCCUACAGUAGUUCAUUACAUAACUAACCAUCUCAGCACUCCUAUCAAAGAAGAACUUUGGCAGUCGGAUCACAGCUGUAGAUGUUUGAGGCAUGCGAUUCUGCAAGGCCACGCAGCUUAGUUCCUAAAAACGCAUAAAGGAUGCUACAGUAUGUUGCACUGCUUUGUGCUUGCACAGAUUUUCUGACUGCUCAGAAUCACUGCAUAUCUGCAAGAACAGAGCAACAUCUGCAGCCUGUACUCAUUGUGCUUAAUCCUGCACUCAGGGAAGUUACCAGGAGUUUUACACUGACUGCAGGGGAACUGAGGCAAGCCUCACUCAGGCAAUGGGAUUGUCCAUGUAGCGGACAGGCAGUAAUUCUUCACUGUGAUGAGUGUGCAACCAAGUCGCAGCUUCCAGCCUUUUCUGAUGGCGCCGAAUGAGGUGCUGAUGUAGUUCCUCAAUUUUAGAAGUCAUCCUCGUGCCAAGGCUUGUUUCUCCUCCGAUCCCGGAUGGAAGUCGGCUGCAGAAAUGACGACUCUCGCGCUCACCACUUUCCUCCAAAAGGAAAGAAAGAAGGGCCAACGGAAAGCUUGGCGCGCACAGUCUCGAGCGCUGCCCAGCCCUCUCAGGUCCGUCAGCCCCAGCAGGACGCACCCACAGCCCCGCCUCGCCUCGCCCGGAAGCGCCGCCCGCAGGAGCGGAAGCUCAGCGCGGAGGACGGGCGGGAGCCGCGCCAUGGCGGGCAGCGGUGGGGCGGCGUGGCGCUGCGGCCAGCGGUCCUUUUCCCCCAGCCGUAAGCGGCUGAAGCCGCUGCGAACUGUAGUGGCGUGGAGGGGAAGGGCGGAAUGGGACCAGGUGAUGGUGGGGCUGUAUUGCGGAGACAGCCGGCUGCAGCAGGAGGCGCUGGAUCGGGUGUCGGCCUGGAAGAGCCGGUAUGGCCCUAAAAUGCCUCUUGCAGUAGAUUGCACUGCUGAACUGAUUCGUUGCAAAGUCCUAGAUUCAUCUGGCAAAUUGAGAUCACACGAGCUUAUUCUCUCAUAUGGACUGGCUCUUGUAAGAUUUGUCAACUUGAUCACAGAAAGAAAACAGAAAAUGGUCAGUGUUCCUCUGAGAAAACUAGCUAUAGAGGUGGAUAUCCCUAUCUGGAUUGUGGACCUCCGUCAUGAGCUGACUCAUGGGAAGCUGCCCCGCUUGGCUCUGUGCCGCAAGGGCUGUGAUGUUGUGCUGGACUGGCUACGAAAGACAUAUUGGAGCCGUCAGUUGGGCAAUAAUUUGUGUGAGGAAAGUGAAGAGGAGGAUGAGGAAGAGGAACAGGAAGAGAUGGAGGCAAACACAGAGUUGGGUAGUGACACAUGGGAGAUUCAAACCCCACAGCAUGAGGUCUGUCAGAAACAUAAGGAAUUCCAUGAAAAAGUCAGAGAUGUGUUGAUAUCCUACAAAAAUGAGCAGUUUCAGGUUAUGCAGGCAGUCCAGUCUGUUUCAAAGUCUCGAGAACUGUGGUCUAAUUCUUCUUCAGAAGUGGACUGGAUUCUGGCUCAGAUCAAAGACUUAAUGCAGGAGAACAGGGAGACAGUGGCUGAAGUUCUUCUCAGUGAUGGCUUUCUCAUUCCAACAGCAGAUUGUCUGAAGAUGUUAAAUAUAAAGUAUGAAGCAAAUAAAGAGGUAUGGCAGUUCAAAAUUCCUCAGACACUUUACUGCUUCUGGCAACCAUUGCUGACAAGCAUCCUUUCCCGAAGUUUUACACAGACCCUAAUAGACAAAAUGUUCAUGAAGUUGAAGGAAUGUUCUGACUCUUCAGAACUCCAGUCUCAAUUCCUGAUCAACUGGAUUUCUGAGAUGCUGACUAGCAUUGCUAGAGUUAACAGUGGGAAGAAAAGACGUCGCUGUAACAAACGAGCACACAUGAAGGAAUUGUUCCUUCAAAAAGUUCCUUUGCAGUGGGUAAGACUGACGGAUAACUGCUUGGAAGCUCCCUGCUGGGCAACCCCACACCUUCUUCAGCUGAUCCUCACAAGCAUGAGACCUCGUUUGCCACGUUCUUCACGAAAGAAUCUUCUCUAUCUCACAUCCAUUUACACAGAAGAAGGUGGCCCUUUGUCCACUCCAGGCCUCUCUUCGGACUGCAGCAAACAGCCAGUUUAUACUAUAGAGAGCCUACAGUGGAGGGCUAGGCUAGAAAAUCAGGUCAAAAAUGAAGGGCAGACUAUUGAGAAACAAGAUGAUGUACAAGAGAGAAAUGAUGGUGUAGAAGAGGUAGAGGAGGAGGAAGAAGAGAUAACUGAAACAAAUUGUUUGGAAGGACUUGCUCAUUCUAAUAUCAUGGUGGCUAUUGCUGAGAAAAAAGCAGAGCUGCAAGGGUCUGCCUGGCAGAUUGUUGCAGAUGAAGUGCAGUGGAAGGACUUUCCUCUUGGGAAACUCCCAGGUCAGACCGAUGACCCUGAUGGUCUCAUGUUGGAUAAUUACUCCAUGAUGUCUCUGCUUGAUCAGCCAGCGAAAGAUGAGUGGAAGUCUUCUACUACAAACUCUGCAGAAUUGAAUGUUCCUGUGACAGGAGGAUUAUUAUGGACCCAGAAUGACUUCCAUAAAAUAAAAAGUGGCCUUCAACUUUUCUAAGACAGAAAAUUGCUCUGCAGCUUUCAAUGUUGCAUAAGAUAAGUGACAGAGAGGAACUUGUGAUGGUGGCAGGGAAGUAGCCACUCCAGGAUUUUUUUCUAUGAGGAUUUAUUACUUUUUACCAUAUAAAAUCACAGUUUUGCAAGCAUGUUGUUCUGCUUGUAGCUAUUGUCUGCUUAACCACUGUCAAGAACUUAUAGCUCUAGCUGAUGCUUGUGAAAUACAGUUAUUAUGUUUUGGAAACCCUUUGUUUAAUUUUUUUCGUGGUUAAUAAAUAUCACGAACUGAAGGCAAA
Molecule: messenger RNA, 4315 nt
Organism: Lagopus muta (rock ptarmigan)
Lineage: Eukaryota; Metazoa; Chordata; Aves; Galliformes; Phasianidae
Gene: LAS1L
Product: LAS1 like ribosome biogenesis factor
Exons: 13
Coding region: 1936-4020 (694 amino acids)
Biological process (GO): maturation of 5.8S rRNA; maturation of LSU-rRNA
Cellular component (GO): Las1 complex; preribosome, large subunit precursor
Molecular function (GO): endonuclease activity
Source: RefSeq, a predicted model, not a curated record